GUUGCCUGGCGACCGGAGAGCGAGAGAGGCGGCUGCACGCCCGUCGGCUGCGCGUGCUGGACGUCAUUAGCGACGUUUUUAGCGAAGACGCGUUAAUUGCAGCUCCGCUUUCUUCGCGCGUCUCCUUGGAUGGAACCGCUCGGGUCCUUCGUGUUUCCUGCCUUGAGCCGCUCGCUGCUGCUGACGGUUUAGCUACCAACAGGCGCGCGCGCCCACACGGGCCAUGAUUCUGUCCAGGGUGAAGCCUGCUGUCGGAGGGGAGGCUCCUUCCAGCGACAAGAAGAAGAAGAACAAGGGCAAGAAGACCCCUCGGCUGGAGGACUACCUGGCUCAGAGGGACUACCUUGGGGCCAUAACGCUGCUGGAGUUCCAGCGCAGCGCUGGUGAGCGACAAGAGGAUGCAGACUUGUGGCUUGGUUACUGUGCCUUCCAUCUGGGGGACUACAAGAGAGCCAUGGAGGUGUACAAAAGUCUGAUCUUGAAGCCGGGCUGCCCCGUUGAGGUGUGGGUGUACCUGGCUUGUACGCUCUUCUUCCUGGGGAUGUACAAGGAGGCUGAGGAGGCCGCGCUCAAAGCUCCAAAGAGUCAGCUGCAGAAUCGGCUGCUCUUCCACCUGGCUCACAAGUUUAACGACGAGAAGAAGUUGAUGGGCUUUCACCAGAACUUGGAGGAUGUGACCGAAGACCAGCUCAGCUUGGCCUCCAUCCAUUACAUGCGCUCCCACUACCAGGAGGCUAUUGACAUCUACAAGCGCAUCCUGCUGCAGAACAGGGACUUUCUGGCCCUCAAUGUGUACGUGGCUCUGUGCUACUACAAGCUUGAUUACUACGACGUGUCCCAAGAGGUGCUGGCCGUCUAUCUGCAGAGCGUCCCCGACUCGACCAUCGCCCUCAACCUCAAGGCCUGCAACCACUUCAGGUUGUACAAUGGCAAGGCCGCGGAGGCAGAGUUAAAGAACCUGAUCGAUAUAUCCUCCAGUUCCUUUGAGUUUGCCAAGGAGCUUAUUCGUCACAACUUGGUGGUGUUUCGGGGCGGCGAGGGAGCCCUGCAGGUGCUUCCCCCGCUGAUCGACGUCAUCUCCGAGGCCCGACUCAACCUGGUCAUCUACUACCUGAGACAGGAUGAUGUUCAGGAAGCUUACAGUCUCAUCAAAGACCUGGAACCCACCACGCCACAGGAAUACAUUUUGAAAGGAGUUGUGAACGCUGCGUUGGGACAGGAAGUCGGAUCGAGGGAUCACCUGAAAAUCGCUCAGCAGUUCUUUCAGCUGGUGGGAGGCUCCGCUAGCGAAUGCGACACCAUCCCUGGCCGCCAAUGCAUGGCCUCUUGUUUCUUCCUGCUGAGGCAAUUUGAAGAUGUGCUCAUCUACCUCAACUCAGUCAAGAGUUACUUCUACAAUGAUGACACGUUUAAUUUUAACUAUGCUCAGGCCAAGGCGGCUGUGGGCAGCUACAGAGAGGCAGAGGAGGUGUUCCUGUUGAUCCAGAGUGAGAAGAUCAAGAAUGAUUAUGUGUAUCUGAGCUGGCUAGCGCGCUGCUACAUCAUGAACAAGAAAGCGCAACUGGCCUGGGAGCUGUACCUGAAAAUGGAGACGUCGGCAGAGUCCUUCAGCCUGCUGCAGCUCAUUGCAAAUGACUGCUAUAAGAUGGGGCAAUUUUAUUACUCCGCAAAGGCAUUUGAUGCUCUAGAGAGGCUUGACCCAAGCCCAGAGUACUGGGAAGGCAAGCGGGGAGCCUGCGUGGGGGUCUUUCAGCUCAUUCUUGCUGGCCGAGAGCCCAGAGAGUCGCUGAGGGAGAUCUUGCCCCUGUUGAGGAACACCGGGAACCCACAGGUCGAGUACAUUGUGAGAACGUUGAAGAAAUGGGCCAAGGACAACAGAGUGUCUGUUUAAUAAGACAAGUGCUCCAGUCUGUGGGUCACCUCAUUCGCAGAAUGGAACGUGACGAAACAACCUGUUAUAAUAAUGGGCUUUAGAAAGAAAAGGUCAAUCACGCUUAAUGUUUCCAUUGAGAAAGAAUCAAAGUUCACAUUGAGAUGUUUUUAAAGAAAAGAAAGGCAAAAAACAAAUAUGGAUACACAAAUCUUUUAAUAGUUUAUGCUGGUAUAGUAUGAGAGUGCAUUAUUACUGCAUUAUGCUGUACAUAGUUAUUGUUUAUACUGAAGUGUGUACUCUUUGCAUUGCUGAGUUUAAGAUUUAAAAAAAAAUGUAGCUGGUGUUACAUUCUGUUGCAGUCUUCUUUAUAAUUAAAAGUAUAUUUAGUCACACAGCCAAUUCUGUGUUUUCUCUCAUUCUGCCGUUCCCCCUUUUCAAACCAUUACAAGAGACCACCAGAUGUUCGGCAUGCAUAUAUUAAUAAUUAACCAAAUAAAACACCUCUUUCCGAGAUUUAAAACAGUUUUUGGUACUUCCAUGCUAUACUACACAGAUGAUAGCAAAGAGAGUUUGCUAACACGUUCACACAAUUGGAAAGCGCACUCAACGCUAACAGCCCAUCAGCAUUUCGGCUGCGCUGCGCACGACUUCCCCAGGAAACCGCUGCCCCUGCGCUCGCCAUGUUGGUUCUCCCGCACUGCCCGGCGUGACCUGACACUCGGACCUUUGCCUUGAGCCAAAAUGGCAUUUGAUUCACCAGGUUCUCGCGCUGGC
This is a messenger RNA of Scleropages formosus (Asian bonytongue), 2647 nucleotides long. RefSeq names its product intraflagellar transport 56 (gene ift56). The transcript has 18 exons. Gene Ontology annotation, biological process: intraciliary transport involved in cilium assembly; intraciliary anterograde transport. The record is from RefSeq and is a predicted model, not a curated record. Lineage: Eukaryota; Metazoa; Chordata; Actinopteri; Osteoglossiformes; Osteoglossidae. Gene Ontology annotation, molecular function: protein binding; intraciliary transport particle B binding. The coding region runs from base 224 to 1891 and encodes 555 amino acids. Gene Ontology annotation, cellular component: intraciliary transport particle B; ciliary basal body; ciliary base.